UAACAAGCUAGCAAAUUUGAAAAGGCUUUCCAAAGACAUAUUCAAAGAAAAAUCAUCACCAGAAGACGAUGAAGUGAUAGAAGAAAAUAUGGCCGUCGCAUUGCAAUAUUUAAGGUUGCCUUCAAUUACAGCAGACGAGUUUGACCUAUACUGGCGAAAAUGUGCUAAUUAUCGUUUUCAGCAAAUUACGGAAUCAAAAAAUACUGCCGACAUUUUUCAACUCUGGCCUGAAUACAAAAAGCCGUCUGGUUCACUUCUGAUCAAUAUAGAUUUUGAACUUAAAUUUCCUAUUGCAAAAAAAUUUAACGAAAGAUGGUCAAACUAUGGAGAAAAGGUUAUCUAUUUGCUUCAGACUAAAAUUACCUGUUCAGCUAUUUCAAAAAAAAUGCAGCAAAUAAAUUCGUUAAAUGAAGAAUCUAAAAUUUUAACAACACUUUGGAAUAUUCAUCAUUUAUUCCCCCCAACACAAAAAGUCACCUCAGACGAAAGUGGGGCCAAAGUACGAAAAAAGUUCUCUGUACCAGAUUCGCAGCAAAGUUUUGCAAUUUUGGCGGAAACUGAAGAAGAAAUCAACAUUAAAUUGAAACUUCUCGUACUUCAAGGGCGUAGUAUCCAGCCAAAGUUAUUAAUUUCAGGUUCUUUAGAAAAUAUUAAAUCCAUCUUUGUUUAUUUCGAUGGUAUUAAGUCAACUUGUCAACUUUAA
This is a messenger RNA of Calliphora vicina (urban bluebottle blowfly), 703 nucleotides long. RefSeq lists its product as uncharacterized. The transcript is spliced from 4 exons. NCBI's taxonomy places the organism in Eukaryota, Metazoa, Arthropoda, Insecta, Diptera, Calliphoridae. The record is from RefSeq and is a predicted model, not a curated record. Bases 89 to 703 code for a protein of 204 amino acids.